This is a messenger RNA of Malaya genurostris, 3552 nucleotides long. RefSeq lists its product as uncharacterized. Bases 1 to 3552 code for a protein of 1183 amino acids. Lineage: Eukaryota; Metazoa; Arthropoda; Insecta; Diptera; Culicidae. The transcript is spliced from 5 exons. Gene Ontology annotation, biological process: telomere maintenance; DNA repair. Gene Ontology annotation, molecular function: DNA helicase activity. The record is from RefSeq and is a predicted model, not a curated record.
AUGGUGCGUAGUACUAAAGCUCAAUAUAUGGUUGAGUAUCGUAAGCGUAAACGAGCAGCUUUGGAAACUGACGCGAACGUGCCAUCGAAACCAAGACGUUUUCACGAAGACGAUGGUAAUAUUCCUCAUGUUCCGAAUAGUGAGAACUGUUCGAUUCGAGACGGAAUCGGAACCAGCGGGAAUUAUGGAGCCGAAAGUGAAAUAUUGCAUAUAAAUAAUAUCGACGCUAGUGCCUUGUCCGUUGGUUUGACAUGUCGUAAUAGUCUCAAACAAGGUAAAGUGCCAAAGCUAGCAGUAUCGAAUGGAUUCAAAUAUCAAGAAUACCCGUCAAAUCCAUCUCUUCCACCGCUUGAUCCAAUAACGGAGCGUUUGAUUUCACCCCGGUUGCCAUUUAUGCAAAUUCGGCGCCUGCGAUUUGCGACAGGUAAUUACGGAAUUGUCGGUCAAGUAAUCAACGUUCCAGUAGAUGUGGAUAAGAUGGUCAACGAACUGCCUCGACAGUUAGAAGACGACAGGGCGUUCAACGUCGCGAUAAAAAAACACCUUAUUCACAAAUCGACUUAUUUGUCAGGGUUUGUGAAGAAAUCGACAGUAAAAUCAUGGUUACAAUAUCUUGUUACCACUCCGCUUUAUCGGCGAUACAAUAUUACGUUUAAUGAGAACCAAUUAAACGUGAUGGGUGAAGCAAGUACGUCAAGUGAUUCGAAUGAUGUUAUGGAUUUAGAAACAAUUGAGAAUGAUAAUGAUGUUGAGUUGUUAAUAGGACAACAGCACACUCUUCUGUGGGACGAGGACAAAUGCCUUGAAUUAGCACCUGCACAGAAUACAGUGCCUCUAUCCAUCAUAUAUGAUGAGCACGCCGAAGAACUUUCCUUUCCGGAAAUUUAUUUGGGACAUCCAAGGACAUUUAAUCCUGAUAUACGAGUUACUCCGUAUAUGAUGGCUACUAGUGAGCUGAGGCGCCGUGACAGAAGAGGAGCUAAACCUCAACACCUGCUAUAUGUAGCAAUGAAGAUACUACGACUACGCGUUUCAGAGGGACUACAGUUAACAUUCAAAUGCAUGGCGACAGCAAACAUUACGCGUGCUAUGUUGAGUGACAAAGAGUUUCUGGAGAAAUGUGUGGAUCGCAACCUAUCAUUGAGUGCCAGUGAAACUAAAUGGCCAUUGUUACUUCGAACACUGCAUAAGUUAUCGGAUAAAAACAGUAACAACGACGGACACGACGUUAUCCAGCAACUAUCGGCACUGCAGCGAGCCACUCUUGUGAAUGAAGAUCCUGUCACAUGCUGCGUAUACUUCAAUAAAUUUGUUGAUGUUAUUAUGCAAGUAUUAAAGUCCACAAGACGUAGUCCGUUUGGCCAGUACCACGUGGUGGACUAUUUCAAACGAAUCGAGUUUCAGCAUCGCGGUAGCCCCCAUGCUCACAUCUUGCUCUGGCUAGCUAACGAUCCAGCUGAAGAAAUUUCCGAAAACAUGCCAGCAACGGUUCAGCUUAUCGAUCGGUUAUGCUCCGUAUGUGCUAAUGAUUUACCGGAGAGCUACGGUAAUCAAGUGCAUAAGCACACAUUCACGUGCUUCAAACGGAAUGAUAAACGAUGCCGUUUUAAUAUACCGUACUGGCCAAUGAAUGAAACGAGAAUUCUGUUGCCAAUUACUGCCAAUGAUGGUCGUCGAGAGCAAUUAAAACGACGAUCCGUAACAAUGCGAAAUGCUCUAGAGACAAGAACAUUCAACACACUCGAAGAUUUUAUCGAUGAUUGCAGGUGUACAUACGAAUAUUACUUGGACAUAAUACGGGCAUCGAUAAAUCGACCAACUGUUUUAUUGAAGCGUUCAAUGUCGGAAUUGUGGACGAACCCAUUCAAUCCAUGGAUAGCAAAUAUCCUUCGAUCGAAUAUGGAUCUUCAGUUCAUUCCGGAAGCGUUCUCUUGUGCUGCUUAUGUAGUUGAGUACGUCAAUAAAACGAAUCGAGGCAUAAGCAGCUUGCACCGUGAUUUGGUAAAACUACAGGAAGAGUAUCCGGAUCAAAAUUAUACCGCACUGUUGAAGAAGCUCAGUCUUAAAAUGUUGAACUCAGUAGAGAUGUCUGCUCAGGAAGCCGCAUGGUACUUACUUCGUCAGCCGAUGUCAGAAGCUAGCCGAAAGGUGGUGUUUCUUCCCACAAUGUGGCCUCACGAACGAAUCAAAUCGCGAAAACGAGUUCAACAAAUGGAUGAGGAAGGAAUUGAAAAUGAUUCCACUGAUGUGUGGACAUUGAAUAUAAUUCAAAAAUACGAAACACGUGACGGUUUAGAUGGUGUAUGCCUAGUUGAUUUCGCGGCUUGGUACACGAAGGAGAGAAAAGCCAAUGUUUACAAACUACGCUCUAUACCUCGUGUUCUUCGAUGGUGUUCAUUCGGCAUGAACGAGUUGGGAGAAUAUAAAAGAGAAAUGGUACUUCUCUUCUUGCCGUUUAGGAACGAGCUAUGUGAUAUUCUUGACGGGAAUAAAUUCAUCAGCUUGUAUGAUAUCAAUGAGGCUGAUAUUCUACGUAAAUGUAAAGAGUAUUCCACGGAUCUAGAUUUAGAGCGAACUGUCCAAGAAUAUCUUCGUUUGUACGCUGAAGAUGAGACCAAUGCGCAAGAAAAUGUUACAAACGAAAAACAUAAUGAGUUUGUUCGUACGAUUGCUAUUGACGCUAACAACGACGACAUUGACCAUCUGCCCGUUGGAGCUUUGUCUGCAGUUAAACAACGUAUGAAUGUCAUGAGUAAACAAGACUACUGCGAAAUGGUGCGCCUCACAAAUGCCGAGCAGCGUAAUCUAGUAUUGGAAGUGAUUAACAGACUACAUAGCUACGAUGAUAGCAAUGAAUCACUGCAAAUUUUCUUUACCGGUCCAGCAGGAUGCGGUAAAACAUUUACGUUGCGCAUUAUAAUGGAGACGUUCAAUCGUUUUAGUCAGGCGCACAACUCACAGAAAAAUGCAUACGUUGCAUGUGCUUCAACAGGAAAGGCAGCGGUAGCAAUCAAUGGUACAACAGUUCAUUCGGCUUUUAGGAUCACUAUGUCUCGAAGAAGUAACGUUAGCUUGAGCUUCGAAGCACUUCAACUAUACCGAAACGCAUUCGCCAAUGUUAAAGCGAUUAUCGUCGAUGAAGUGAGCAUGGUUGGAGCUGAUGUGCUCAACAAUAUUCACACACGUCUUCAAAAUAUCACAGGAAACUACGACGAUCCUUUCGGAGGAAUGAAUAUAAUUUUCUGCGGAGAUUUGCGACAAUUACCACCAGUAAAUGCACGGCCAGUAUACAAACCAUGUGCAAACUCAAUGCACGGCGCCGUGUUAUGGCAAUCUCUGGAUUUCUUCCCGUUGGUUAAUGUGAUGCGACAAAACGAUGGAGGAACUUUUAGUGAAAUUGUAUACGAUUACGACAAGAGUCAGGAUCAGCAACUGGUGUACGUAGGUUUAUCUCGGGUUACCUCUUUAGAUGGUCUCUAUCUGACGAAUUCAAGUAAUAAUAGUAAUAGUAAUUCCAUCACGCGAAGGGUAGCAAGUCGCCGAAAAUGUUAG